AUGGUGGGCAUCAGCGGCAUCCCCGGCUCGGGCAAGACCUCGCUGGCAACGGCCGUCGUCCACCGGCUCAACGCGAUGAGCCCGUCUCCCGUGGCUGCCUGCAUCGCCAUGGACGGCUACCACCUCACACGAGCCCAGCUGUCAGCCAUGCCCGACCCGGUGCUCGCCUUUGCCCGCCGCGGGGCCGCGUUCACCUUCGAUCCCACGAAGCUGACAGCGUUGAUCAACUCGCUCCGCAGCCCGCUGACCACGAGCUCUCCGACGCUCUAUGCGCCCAGCUUCGACCACGCCGUCAAGGACCCCGUCGAGAACGACAUCCCCAUCCCCCCCACGGCGCGGAUACUGCUGUUUGAGGGCAACUACCUCGCUCUCGACAAGAAGCCGUGGAGCGAUGCCGCCGCGCUGCUGGACGAGCUGUGGUUCGUGGAGGUGGACUUUGAGGUAGCCAGGCAGCGGCUGGUCAAGCGGCAUGUCCGUGCCGGCAUUGCAAAGGACGAGGAGGAGGCCGACAAGCGGGCGCGAGAGAACGACCUGGUCAACGGGCGGGAGAUUGUAGAUAACCGUCUGCCCGUGGCCGAGAUCGUAGCCAGCAGGGAGGACGCGCGGUGGAAGACCCCUUAG
Messenger RNA from Trichophyton benhamiae CBS 112371, 621 nucleotides. Its product is annotated as phosphoribulokinase/uridine kinase family protein. Bases 1 to 621 code for a protein of 206 amino acids. The record is from RefSeq and is a predicted model, not a curated record. NCBI's taxonomy places the organism in Eukaryota, Fungi, Ascomycota, Eurotiomycetes, Onygenales, Arthrodermataceae. The transcript has a single exon. Gene Ontology annotation, cellular component: cytoplasm.